This is a messenger RNA of Strongylocentrotus purpuratus (purple sea urchin), 4272 nucleotides long. RefSeq names its product gastrula zinc finger protein XlCGF57.1. Bases 129 to 2093 code for a protein of 654 amino acids. The record is from RefSeq and is a predicted model, not a curated record. The transcript is spliced from 8 exons. Lineage: Eukaryota; Metazoa; Echinodermata; Echinoidea; Camarodonta; Strongylocentrotidae.
UGUAAACUCAAACAACAACAACACGGACGAAGACGUCUCUUUCUUCUCCUUGUACUUCUAUUCUUCGUGAAUUUCAGGACGUAUUUCCUUUAAAAAAUAAACAAGAAUGCCCGGAGUGAGCAGAUAGCAUGGCGAUGAAGCAAGGAAUCGAUUGUCGGACGUCUCUCUCAAGUACAGAUGGAGUAGGAGAUGGAACUCUUCAGUCAUCACAUGAACAUGAUGAAGGAAACAUCUGCAUCAAGAAGGAAGGAGAAGUUGAGUGUCUUUCCAUUCCAGGUGCAGAUGGAUUGAGAUAUGAGGGUCAGCUUGUAACUCAAGACGGUCUGGUCAUCACCAUCAAACAAGAAGUUGACACUGACACGUUUGAAUCUCUCUCAAGUACAGAAGGACAAGACCCAUCGACUGAACAAGAAAUGGUCUAUGCCACCAUAAAGCAAGAUGAGGAAGAGAUAUUUGAACCUAUUACAACUCAAGGUGAAGGAGGAGGAGAAACUGAGCAAUCAAUUACUGCAGAGUUGGACAAUGGACAAGACGAGAUAAACUCACUUAUUACGGCAUGCAGUGGAGAGAAGUCCCAUCUGUGUUUACAUUGCAAAUUGGACAAUGGACAGGACAAAAUACACUCACUUGUGACAGCAUGCAGUGGAGAAAAGCUUCAUCGAUGUUCAUGUUGUGAUAAAAGAUUUUCUGGAAAAAAUUUGGACAAUGGACAGGACAAAAUACACUCACUUAUGGCAGCAUGCAGUGGAGAGAAGUCCCAUCCAUGUUUACAUUGCAGUAAAACAUUUACUGAUGAGAACUGUGGUGAAAAUCCUAAUCAGUGUUCCCAGUGUGAUAUGGGAUUUCCUCAUAAAAGUACUCUUAUUAGUCAUUUAAGAACACACAGUGGAGAAAACCCUCAUCAAUGUUCCUAUUGUGAUACAGGGUGUUCUCAAAAGAAUAAAAUUACUAGGCACCUAAGAACACAUACAGGAGAGAAACCCUUUAAGUGUUCCCAUUGUGAUAAGGUUUUAUCUUGCAAAAGUAAUCCCACUACCCAUUCAAGAACGCACAGUGGAGAAAAACUUCAUCGAUGUUCCUAUUGUGAUGCAGGAUUUUCUCAAAAGAAUAAUCUUACUAGGCACCUUAGAACACAUACAGGAGAGAAACCCUUUAAGUGUUCCCAGUGUGAUACAGGAUUUUCUCAAAAGUCAUAUCUUAAUAGCCACCUUAGAACACACACAGGAGAGAAACCCUUUAUGUGUUCCCAUUGUGAUAAGGGUUUUUCUUGCCAAACUAAUGUUACUACCCAUUCAAGAACGCACUUUGGAGAAAAACUUCAUCGAUGUUCCUAUUGUGAUGCAGGAUUUUCUCAAAAGAAUAAUCUUACUAGGCACCUUAGAACACAUACAGGAGAAAAACCCUUUAAGUGUUCCCACUGUGAUAAGGGUUUUGCUUGCCAAAGUAAUCUAGCAAGGCAUCUACUGACACAUACUGGAGAGAAACCUUUUAAGUGUUGCUAUUGUGAUACAGGAUUUUCUCAUAAGUCAUAUCUUAAUAGCCACCUUAGAACACAUACAGGAGAGAAACCUUUCAAGUGUUCCCAGUGUGAUAAGAGUUUUUCUCAUAAAGAUAAUCUUAUUAUUCAUUUAAGAACACACAAUGGCAAAAAGCCUUAUCGAUGUUCCCAUUGUGGUAAGGGAUUUCUUCAUAAAAGUACUAUCAUUAAUCAUUUAAGAAGACACAGUGGAGAAAAGCCUUAUCAAUGUUCCCAGUGUGAUAAGAGUUUUUCUCAUAAAGGUAAUCUUGUUAUUCAUUUAAGAACACACAGUGGCAAACAGCCUUACCAAUGUUCCCAUUGUGAUAAGGGAUUUCCUCAUAAAAGUACUCUUAUUAAUCAUUUAAGAAGACACAGUGGAGAAAAACCACAUCAAUGUUCAUAUUGUGAUUCAGGAUUUUCUCAAAAGAAUAAUCUCACUAGGCACCUUAGAACACAUACAGGAGAGAAACCCUUUAAGUGCUCCCAUUGUAAUAAGGGUUUUUCUUGCCAAAGUAAUUUAGCAAAGCAUCUAUGGACACAUAAAGGAGAGAAACCUUUUAAGUGUUCCCAGUGAGAUUCAAGAUUUUGUAAUAGAAAUACCCUGACCCGUCAUUUGAGAAUACACAGUGCUGAAAAGCCUUAUAAAUGUUUCCAUUGUGAUUGUGUGUUUUUUUCUUGGAAAAAAAUAAACUUAAUACCCAUUCAAGAACGCACAGUGGAAAAAAGCUUAUGUCCCUAUUGUGAUAUAGCAUUUUUGGAAAACACUAAGCUUGUGUUCCCAGCGUGAUAAGGGAUCUCCUUAUAAAAGAAUCAUUUUACAACACAGUGAAGAAAAGCCUUAUCCAUCUACCUAAUGUGAUACAAUAUUUGUUCAAAAGUCUAAUCUUACUAGCCACUUAAGAACAGAUACUGGGUACAAGCCAGACACCCUUAAGUGUUCCCAGUGUGAUAAGUGAUUUUCUCAUGAAUGUAAUCUUACUAGCUAGUCAUCUAACGAUACAUACUGGAGAAAAGCCAUUUAAAUGUUUACUCUGUAAUGUUUACUCUGUGUAUGAUCUUGCUUAUUGCCUAAUAACAAACAAGAAAAAUGCUAUAUAAAUGUUUCAAAUGUAAUAAGGGAGUCUGGUGUAUAAGUGAUCUUACUGCCAAAGGAAAUUAGUGCCGCGGUGGGACUCGAACCGCAGACCUUGUGAUCCACAGUCCGAUGACAUAUCCACUCGACCAAGACACUUCUUAAAAUGACACCUGGCUCAAAUACUGCCCAGGGAGUGGAGCACGUUGAGAUCAGCAAUUGAAUCCAAUGACCAGGGUAUCAAUAAAGACAAUGUAAAGUACAUGUGUACUUUGAAACUUAGUAUUAAGCACUAUACCAAUGCGACUAUUAAAGGUGUAUUAUAAAGAGGUAUACAAUUGUGACUUUUAUUAUUAUAAAGGUUUUUUGUUAAUCUAGAAGAAAUCCUUAUUUCAUAGCCUUGUUAGAACAUAUAGGAGAAAGCAGGGAAUAAAGGCCAUAUCAACUUCUCAAUGCAAUAAUGGAAUUUCUCAAAAAUGUCCACUUACUAGCCUUCUACAUUGAAGAAACGUUUUAUAUUGUAUUGUUCAAUUAGGGGCUAGGAGUUUUUUUGGAAAGAAUCUUUUUUAUAGCAGAUUUCCGGUUUUGAGAAAAUGUCCUAAAUAGUGUUGCUAUUUCAUGUGUAAGACUAUAUGUUCAUGUACAUUUAUAUAUUUUCAGUGUCAUGAAUGUAGAUUUUCAUUUUUUUUUCAGUGUCAUGAAAACAGUCAUGAGUCCAUGUAGCAAUAUUUUGUGUACUGUGAAUUUAUUACAAAACUCCAGGAGGGGGGCAUUACAACACAUGGCGUGCUUGACAUAAGAUUUCAUUUUACAAGCUAAAUAAAUCCCAAAUUUUGUUUGUACAAGUACUCUCAAAUAAUCAAGAAGCGAUAUAUAUCUUUUCUCGUAUAUGAUGUUUAUUCCCCAGGCAACCAUUUAAAAGGAUAGUAUAUGUAUUUAUUAUUGUGUGUACAACAUAUACAUGUGUGUGUUUACUCUGGAAAAUAUAUUUCUAGAUUGAAUGUAACCUUGAUAUUGAUAUUUCUCUUUUGUAUCUUUUAUCAGAUUUUAAAACGAUUUACUCAUAUUUUUUAUUUCUCUGCUCUCAUUCAACACAACUUGGGAGGACUUUUAUCCCUAAUUGAUCUCUGUUUCAUAGACUGAACACUUUUACAUAAAAGGUUUUUCCUCCUUCAUUUGUUAUGAAAGAACCACAGUAUUAUCAUGUGUAUUAAUAGUGAUUUUGUUUAUUAUUACAUGUAUCUGGAACUCGUGUUAUUGUAUUGUAAGCAUACGGCACACUAUAGGAUUUCACUAGCAUCCUAUUUUCGAUGAAGUUGCAAAAUAUGAACAUUCUAUUAUGUAAAUUGUUAUGAUUGUCUAAAUUGUGGUAUAUCACCUUUAUCAUUCUAUUAACCAUCUCCUCCUGUCAAUUUCUAAUACAUCUCAUUUCAUUCCAUCCUCAACAUCAUUUUUGUAUAAAGGAAUUAUUAAGUUUUAUACAGCAUUGCCACACCUUCAAGCUAAGCGUUAAUAUAUGGCAAUCCUUCUUUCUUAUUCUGUCAUGUUAAUAUUACGAUGUAAGUGUUGUACUUUGAUGUGUAUUAAUUAUAUGUUUAUUAUUGUGAUUAUGUUGUAAUUAGUUUGUAAUUUUGGAAAGAGCGAUGAAGAGAAAUGAAUAAAUCAAAUUAAAAUAAAUCAA